UCCAGACCCAGGCAGGCCAUUGAGGGGAUCGUUUGUGGGGACAGACCCCUCUCUAGGAGGACUGAUCAGAUUCCGCUGUGAUGAUCCUGAGUUGGAGAUUGUGGGGCACGAACAGCUGGAGUGUGUUUUAACCCAAGAUAAUGCAUCUUUAGUUUGGAACAGUUCGGUUCCUGCCUGUAAUGAUGUUACCAGACCAACCAUUUCAGGAUGUCCUGAGGGGACUGUGAGUGUGGAUAAGUACGCAUCGCCUAUGUUUCUCCUCCCUGUAGCCAACGACAAUUUAGCAUUGUCUAACUUUACAGUGACACCUUCAAACUUUGACCCCUCUGACCCGGUACUGGAUAAUCUAACCGUGGUCUACACUGCUACAGACAUCGCCGGUAACACAGCAGAAUGUAGGAUUGCCAUCGUUGUAUCGGAUGAGAGUUUACCAAAGAUUCAUUGUCCUGAUUCAUUCACCGCUUAUCUAAUGGACCAACCCUACACUAUCAUCAUUUCAUCCGCAAAUUUCUCCGUAUUUCCUUCAUCCGCAACAUUGGACUUUGGACCAGAUCAAGUGCAGGUAUCGGCAGAAACCUUGGACAAAGAUUUUACCAUAUAUGGCAACAUCACAGAUACGAAGGGAAACUUUGAUACGUGCUGGUUCCAAGUGAAAAUAAAGGCCACCUGCAAUCCUGCUACGUUGACCAUUCCAACAAAUGGUCAGUUAAACUGUAGUGUGACAUUGGACAAUGCCGGGUAUAGGUGUGAAGGAGAAUGCAACCAAGGCUAUUACUUUUACGAAGACUACAGUCCAGCCUACGAUGUUUUCAUCACGGAAUGUGAUAUAGGGGGAAACUGGACAUACCCUUACAUCCCCUCCUGUGUGUCGUCUUUGCCAACAUCCUUCAAACAAGUCCACGAGCUGGUCUAUCAGCCUCUCAGCAAUGGCAGUGCCCUGUCUGUAGACUGUCUCAAUCUAUACCUCACCAGCAUCCAGCAGGCCUACCCCACAGUGUCGGACAGGGUGACCGAUGUAUGUGGCUUUCUCGGAGAGGUCAGUACUGUCACCAUCACUGGUGGUCAGUUUACCGACAUCGUUAACAACACGUUUACCGGCACUUUCACGCUCGAGUUUGAUCCGUCGACUGUAGAUGCUUCUCACGACUGUGUACAAGCUACUGCUUGGAUAUUUACAAAAACCACGUCAGUUAUAGAGGAAAUGAAGAACAUCCUUGGAAUUACUGACUGCGUUAACAUUACCGCUGAUUAUCUGGCACUAGUCACCAACGAACAGAUGUGUGACAACAACGUUAAAACACGGGACCAAUCAGGAACAAGGGUUUGCUUGGUGUGUCCCCCAGGAACCUUAAAAAAUGAGGACAAUAGUUGUGAAUUAUGUCCCCUUGGAACAUUCAAUGACAGAGAGGGGAUGACAUCUUGCAGCGGCUGUCCACUUGGAACAUGGACAGAGAAGGCUGGCGCCUCAAACUCUUCCGAUUGUAAAGAUGUGUGUAGAAAUGGUUUAUACUCCAACACCAGGCUACCACCUUGUGGUCAGUGUCCGGAAAACUCAUACCCUGUGUCCAGUCAUGCAUGUCUGGCCUGCCCCACGGGCACAAAAUACAUAGGAACCGCAGCCUACUUGACUAGAAACUGUCUCCAAGAACCCUGUAGGUACACAAUGACUCCAAAUAUGAUUGACAGCGUGGAUGGCCCGACCUAUUCGGGCACUUUAGAUCAGUGCGAGCAGUUCUGUGAGGAACUGGAAGGAAUGACCACUGUCCGAUGUACGGGCUUCUCAUAUCACAGCUUGCUCCAGCAGUGUACUCUCCACCACGGAGAUGUGGUCAGUCUAAAGGCUAACACCACGUUUGACCACUACAGCCGGACUUGCAAUAGGCUCAGUGACAGUGGUGAGUACGGAGUGUGCUAUAAUCGCGGUGGUCUAGGUGACAACACGUAA
This is a messenger RNA of Pecten maximus, 1945 nucleotides long. RefSeq names its product sushi, von Willebrand factor type A, EGF and pentraxin domain-containing protein 1-like. The coding region runs from base 251 to 1945 and encodes 564 amino acids. The record is from RefSeq and is a predicted model, not a curated record. NCBI's taxonomy places the organism in Eukaryota, Metazoa, Mollusca, Bivalvia, Pectinida, Pectinidae. The transcript has 9 exons.